GGUCGGUAGCGAGCCGCCCGCUGCCCAGUCCCGGCCCACAGCCAUGGCGGCCGCCGCGCUGUGGCGGCUGCGGCGGGCCUUGACGGCGGCUUUCAGCAGCGCGGCGGGGCCCGGACGGCCGGAGAAGCUGACGGUGCGGCGGCAGGCGGAGGGUGUCCGGAACAUCAUCCUGAACAACCCGAGGAGAAGAAAUGCCCUGUCCCUGUCCAUGCUGCAGUCCCUCAGGGAGGACCUGCUGCACGACGUCAAAAGCAAGGACCUCCGAGUUAUUAUCAUCUCAGCUGAAGGACCUAUAUUUUGUUCUGGCCAUGAUUUAAAGGAACUGUCAAGUGAAGAUGAUGUGAAACAUCAUUCCCAAGUAUUUGAAAUGUGUGCAGAGGUUAUGACUUUAAUCCAAAAACUUCCAGUACCAGUGAUUGCCAAAGUGAACGGGUUGGCUACAGCAGCAGGCUGCCAGCUGGUGGCCAGCUGUGACAUCGCAGUGGCAAGUGAGAAAUCUCAGUUUGCUACUCCUGGGGUGAACAUUGGACUGUUCUGCUCCACACCAGCUGUGGCCUUGGGCAGAUCUCUUCCAAGAAAGGUGGCAUUAGAGAUGCUUUUCACGGGUGAACCUCUUUCUGCCCAGGAAGCAUUAAUGCACGGGCUUGUCAGCAAGGUGGUACCAGAAGACAAGCUGGAAGAAGAGACCAUGAAGAUCUCUCACAAGAUAUGUGAAAGCAGCAAAUCUGUCCUGGCCCUGGGGAAAGCCACCUUUUACAGACAGAUGGCCCAGGACCUUGAUACUGCUUACAAAAUGACUACUCAGGUCAUGGUAGACAAUUUGACUUUGAGAGAUGGGCAGGAAGGGAUUGAAGCCUUUAUUCAGAAACGUAAGCCUGUCUGGGCACACUCUCAGGAUGAGAAGAAAUGAGUCUUGUUUCUGAGCUAACCUUAGCUGUGCUUUAUGAUUCUUCACGCAGUUGCCUUUGGAAACUCUAUUUUUGUUCUUACUGAAAGUGAAAUGCCUCUUCUUACAUAUGCCAAAGACACAAUAAAUUUAUUCUAAGUAUAUAAAAAAUGUUAGGAAAAAUCAAACACAAUGGUUUUUUUUCAGCAAUGAAUUUAAUCUAUGAUUUUAGAAGGAACUUCAUGCUGGAAAAAUCAGUUUAGCAUGUCCCACGUUACUCAGGGAAUCACAGGGACUGGGAGAGAGCCCAGAUCACCCUGUUCAGUACCUGUUUCCAUCACUCUGGAAGAAAAUUGCCAUUUACUGUUAUUAAUAGAGAAUUAAAUGGCUAGGACACAUUCCAGAUAUGAUGGUAAUACAUAUCAUUAUGGAUUCCAGUGCUGUUUAGAUGUUACAGACAGAAGACUGUAACAGUAGCCCAUUGAUCCCUACAGAU
Molecule: messenger RNA, 1382 nt
Organism: Pezoporus flaviventris
Lineage: Eukaryota; Metazoa; Chordata; Aves; Psittaciformes; Psittacidae
Gene: ECHDC3
Product: enoyl-CoA hydratase domain containing 3
Exons: 5
Coding region: 44-910 (288 amino acids)
Cellular component (GO): mitochondrion
Molecular function (GO): hydro-lyase activity
Source: RefSeq, a predicted model, not a curated record